Molecule: messenger RNA, 8004 nt
Organism: Paramuricea clavata
Lineage: Eukaryota; Metazoa; Cnidaria; Anthozoa; Malacalcyonacea; Plexauridae
Source: the annotation of a GenBank genome assembly
AAUUAGAACACAGGCGGCACUUGCUACACUGUCGCAGUGGAAACCAUGUAAACACUGUAUAAAGCUAAACUCAAAUUCGGCGGCAAAGAAUACGUUAUAACUUCAAAACAACGGUCAUUUUUACACCAAACGUUUGCGUAGAUAACCAAAGGAUAAUGCGGAACUAGCACAUUUUAUUCUGGAUUUAAACAAGUGUUUUCUGGCCGCUAUUUGGUGAAAAUUGUUGGAUAACUCUUUGACCAUUUGGCGAACUUCCAAUUCUAUCGCAGGCCUCAAGAUUAUGUAAGUUUGCAUGAUAAAAUAUGUCAAAAAUAACCAACGAAGGUAAGCUGAAAGUCGUAGAGGAUGGACAAGAUAAGGAUUUUAACCAAUGGAGGCAACCUAAGCCGCCGGUGUCGCCAAAAUCGCCCGAAGAAUUGAAGUCAAAUACGUCCGAACAUUCUGUGCAGAAUAAGAGUUUGUGCGGCGUGAAAGAUUUGUCGAGGCUUAGUCGCAAACGAAGGACUCUACUUUCAGCAAGAGGGUCUCGAAUUUGCUCGAGAAAACGCAAUGAGGAUAAGCCGUUUGGAUCUGGUAACGACACUAAACAACGGACAAUUAAAAAAGGUAGAUUCGGCCUUUUGGUGUACUAUAAUUUUGUAUUAAGCUAGUUUAUUAUUUUGCAUACAUGUGUAGUAGUUUAUACAUUACAGUGUAUCUAGCCUGCAGUGUAUCAGUUUAUAUUCUCACGAUUUCUGAGCCAUCAUAAGGAGAAUAUAAUAUCAUGACACAACACUGUAUUGGCAACAUGUUCGGCUAGCUAAUAUGUAGACAGAAUAGUGUUUAUAGGAAUAUACGACAUUGUAUGUGGAUAUAUUGUACGUUUGUAACAUACUAUCAGGUAGUUAAUAGCUAGCAAGUACAUCGUGUUUACUAGCUUGUGGCCGCUUAAUUCAAGCUUCAAAUUCAUAUUUAAUAUGCGCACAAAGUAUUGGGCUAUUCUACACCAAAAAUGGUUUAAAAUCUGCUCAAUUUUAUCGACAUUUUGGCGUAGUGUGCCGGGUUUGUUUGGGGAAUCAAACAAGGCGCGUCCCCGCUCCAAUGCUUAUUAUAAUGACGCAAUGUUAAAAUGUUAUAAAAUAUUGGCCUCUGAAACGCGAAAGGCUCUUUGAAUUAAAGCACUUAAAACAAUCGAAUAUUAUAAAGUAUGUAGUGUAUCAUAUUUUGAAGCCAAAAUCUAACUAACCUCUGAGUGGGUUAAGGUAAACUUAUAAGGCAAUGUGAUAAUUCUGCUCACUGAUGUGUUCUUUCGAGCAAAAAUAAAACCGCAAACGCUGAUUCAUGACCUGUUAUAAAAUAUUUAAAUGUUAUAGUAAUGGGUGAUUAAUCUUGCUUUGUAGUCCACUUGUGAAAAUAGCUUUGAAUAUUGGCCCGUGUCGCCUUUGCUAUGUUUUGACGGAAAUAUUCUGUGCAAAACCUGCGUUUAAGAUGCUUAUCUUUUAUUAUUAAUUGCGACACUACAGUACAGGGAACGAAAAUGCCUCUAGUGAGAUUCAAAGUUUUGAUCUGGCAUUUUCGCCUUUCGGGCUUAUAAGUCGCCAAUGGGGAUUUAAAGCGAGUAAAUAUUUUCGUGACAAUUCACACGCGCUUGUCUUGGAGGACGUCUAUUACAUCUUCAGAGAUAUAAGAACAAUUUUUGGAGCUUUUGCAUUGUAAUUAAAUUCAAACAACUAAAACCUUGAGCCAGGAGAUUCCAUGUUCGUUCGAAAAGCUAGUAAUUUCGGGUUUCUCAACUGGAACUCUCCACCUAUUGGCCCCAUCGAGCUAUAUCAAGCUGAAACGUUGAGGUUCUCUGAGCUUUAUUUUACAAGACCUUUUGCUGUAUCAUAUACGACACUCGACAGAAUUUGACAUGCAAGCAUGCAAGCUUCUCUAUUUAUUGUAAAAUCCAUCGCAGACGAGUUGUUUUCAACACUAACAGUUAUUUGUUUUACAGUUAUUUGUUCGUGGAUUUUGCUAUCUUUACUGACAAGGAGACUUGUCAAGGUCGAGGAAAUCUUGUUAAAGAAAAAUUGUUCGUAUAUGUACAGACUACAGGGUUGUACGCAUCUACUUUUAUGUACAAAAACCCGCACUUAUCUCUGGCUUAUCUCCUCUCUAUUGUACGCGUGACAGGUGAACAUAUACGAAUCGUACGCAGCUGAAACGUAUCAAGAUUCAAGGCCUUUUUUAUGUAUAUUUUUUCAUUCCGAAAGUUGCAAAUUCAAAGAGCAGUCAAACGAGGGUGAGCGUUAACGAGUCCCAAAUUGUCGUAACGGUCGUAUAUCAUAUAUCAUAUCGAGGUCGUAUAUAUAUAUACUAAAGAUUGAGUCACGAUAUUUCUCAUCAGCCGAAAUACAAGAUUUUAGAACUGAAAGUACGCGAAUUUAUUAUAACUAGAGAAUGGCUAUGAGUUUAAUAUAUGUGGUUUACAUGUAUAGACUAAAACUAUUAGUAUUAUAAACUGGCCGUACGUUGUCGUUGAGAAAGAUCGUGACUCUAUUUAAUAAUAGUUUACGACCAUAUCAUAUAUGUGAUACCCGGCUUUAUAGCAGUCACGCAUUGUUACGGAGCAUGCACAAUUCAAGUUCUACGCCCGUAUUCUAAAAGCACACUCAAUGACCACAGGUUCAAUCUGCAUGAGCUUCUCUUGAGUGUCAAUGCUGUUUUUGAAUAGCUGGAGGGUGAGUAGUCACCGAGUAAGGUAUGAUACUAGCCCCAGCUAUUCAAAAACAGCAUUAACACUCAAGAGAAGCUCAGAUUGAACUCCACUCAUUGAGUGUGAGUGAGCUUUUAGAAUACGGGCGCUAGAUUAGCAAAAUAGAGGUUUGAUGAGCUGAAGUGUUUCAAAGCAUCCUUGUUUGAUGAUUUGAUCCAGGGCCCAGGCUUUAAAAAUGCGUUUAAACUGAAGCAGAUUUAAUAGAAAAAUGAGCCCCAAAGGCAAAGGCGGGACACUCGCUUUGUACGAAUUUAAGCCCCAUAAAGAUAGCCAUUUUCGCUUGACAAGUUUUAUUAAUUUGCUUGUGUGUAUAAGAAAGGAAUUGACAGGUUUUUUUCUGUUUGACAAGCUGGCUGUUGAGUAUUGAGCUGAGCAUUGAACAAGGAAUCGAAAAUCUAUUUGAGUUGUUCACGUGCACGAAAUUAUAAAAUACGAAUUGACAAGAAAAACAUGCUUGUGUGUCAGUGUGUAUUGGACUUCAAACAAAGACAUUUUGUCAAGGAUUGGAAAAUUUGUAACAGUUUUUUUGUCGUACACACAUUGACACAAGCAUAAGUUAAAGAAAAGUUGUUGAAACUUGCUUGUCUGUUCUUCGGCGCUGUCCGCUGAAAACGUUUAAACGGCCCGUUUUUAUUUUCAAAGCCAGUUGCAAGAAUAAUUAUAGCUACAAUUUAAGUAAAACUCGGAAACAAUUGCUUUGUAGGAAUUUUAUUUAAAUACAAUAGACAGCAUAAAUAAUCGUUCAAAAGUACCUAAAAUAGUCAAAAUAUGCAAGUCAUUCACGCUAUAUAUUUCGUGUCACAUUUUAUUCCGCCGACGUUUUCACCUUAGCAUACUCACGAGGAAACAAAGAAAGUUAGAUGAAAAUGAAAAAUAGAAUAAAACGCUGGCAAUACUCGCCGUUUUUCUGUGUAUGCUUCUCUGACUCUACACAUUAACAUGGCCUAUUGGCCUAGUAUCAGAAACUGUACUUGCAAGUUGGUCUUGUAACGUCUUAUUUAUUCGGCUAAAUUUCGAUCAUAAUUUUAUACAUGUAAAAAUUAAUGAAUCAUGAUGGAAAGUCUAAACAAAAGAUACAUUGGUCAUUGUGUCAAGUUUUGUGUAGAAAUAUGUUGGCCCUUCUCUCCGGAUGUUUUGUCCAAGUAUGUGGGUUGUUUCCGUCUUAGCAUAAAGUGACUAUAGUUGUUGCUGGGUGCGUCUUUAAGCCCCUGUCAGCUGGUUCUGUUGCGCAUUAAGCCACAAUGUCAAUGCGCUCUGCGAUAGAUAAAUAGAUAACACUUCCUACGUACCAAUCUCAGUCCGGUUACAAAACACUGGAAUUUGCAGGGCAAUUAAAGUGGUAUUUUAAAAAAAGCUAUUGGACGUCAAGUCCGCCAUCUUGGCGAGUCCAACCAUUUUGGCGAUUGAUAAUGAUAAAGAAUUUUCUCGAAAAAAAUUAGAGAGUUGAUGAUUGGGCCUGUCUUCUUCAUGUGAGCAAAGUGCCAAGGAUACUUUCGAUCUGGCUGGGUUGUACUUUGGCGAAGUAAUUGUGGUAUUUAAAUUUCGAAAGCAAUGAAAAGACAUUCUCGAACUCGUCAAUAGUUCAUGAGCAAAACAGAAAGGAAGCCAGCACCGUAUCAUUGUCCUGAUAAUAAACGCCCAUGGCCAUAACUUGAUGAAAUCAACUUUCUCUUUGAAUUUAAUUAAGAAGUUUUCCGUUUAAGAAGUAAAAUAAUACUCGAAAGCUAUGUAUUACCAGUUUAUAAAACCACGGUUAAUAGAUAAAACACCUCAAAGUUUGUCUGAAAGAAAACUAUACGCCUCGUUUUUCAGUACGCUUUUCGGUAUCUUGUACACCAGUAAUAAACGCUUUCUCGUUUAUUAUAUAUUGCGUGAAACAUUUUGAUCACUAUAGGAAACCCUAGCUAGGAAACUCUCUGGAAACCAUUCAGGGUAUCUAAUUACUGGAUCUUUACUGAAUGGCACUAUUAUUAUGCAAAGGCAUAUAUGCGAUUUAGAUCGAUCCGAAAUCGAUUCAGGGCCGUGUCGGGACUCGGGACGGACAAAUGUGGACAACCAAAAACGAUCUCAAGGCCCAUUUCCACUCAAGAACAAUUUCCACGAACAGAAAAUUCUCCGAAAAUAUCAUUGUUAAAAGUUGAACAUUUUUAACUUCAAAAUUUUUUCCGACCGACAAUUUGUGCCGGUCAAUCACAUUUUACAAAAUUUUCUUUCUGCGGAAAUUUUUCCUAAGUGGAAAUGGGCCUUUAGACUGGUUCGAGAUCGAUCUAAACUGCACCACCGAAUAUUUUAACUCCUGUAGUUGCAAAGUCCUUAACCUUUAAUAAAACACAUUUACAUUUUCACUCAGAAUUUAUUUUGUUCCAUCUAGAGCCACUGCCAAUGAAGCAACGCUCGCUGCCCCAGUCAUUCUGGCUGCAACCAAACUCAAUCAAGUCAAGCUCGAUGGCACAAAACACGUACUCCCGCCUACCACCCCUUUUCCCCGAGGACCAUAACCCUGACAAAGAGUUGACGGAGCGACCCGUGACCCCGCCCGAGGAAAGACGAGAACACAAGCCUAGGCCGCCGAAGCGAGUCGUGACCUCGGCGCCCGACACUGAACUACUGUUUAGUCUUUUUGAGACGGUCACUGAAAAUCCGUUGGAGAAGAAAUUGAUCAAGAGAGGGAGGUGGGUAAUAGUGGAAGGCAAUGGCAUACCCAGGAGAGGGGGGGGGGGAUAGACGACAGGGGCAGUUUUCAAGAUCAUUCAAAAUUUAAGCCGCUUACAGUUUUCUAUGACAGACGGGAAAUUGACAGCCCCAAAGGGUAUUGGGCUGUCAAUUUCCCGCGCGUAAUGCAAAAUGACAGAAAAACGGCAAACUUCGCAAGGCUAUAUUAUCCGCAUUUUACAACAUUUCGCAAUGAAACUUUGGAAUAUUACUAAUUUUGUGAUGCUCUUUCAAGCUGUGAUGAAAUUUUUGUGUAGACUUGUUUAGAUCAAAAUUUAGUCUAUAAUGCAAAUGUCCAUUAAGUAAAAUUCGUCAAUUUGGUCUUAGUCCUAAAUUUAUAAAGUAACCUUACCCGAACUGCCAGUACAUGUAUUUCCGUCCAUAUUGAAAUAUCUUCAUUGUUUAUCCAAAAGGCUCAAAGUUAUACAAAAACAUCAAUGUAAAUAUGUAGAACCUAGGGCCAAAAAUGGUUCCAAGAAGGCCACAUUUGCGAAUUGUGCUAGGCCGUCCACUUCCAGUCUCUCUCCAGCGCACCUGUAGGCUAUGUAGCAUCGCAGAAGCAAAAGGCAGAAACUGGGCUAGCUUAGAACUAAGUUUGCUAUAAGAGAGGUUCAGAUUCGACUUCCACUACCAUUAAGGGACCAUUAACCAAUCAGAUGCGUUUGAUAUAUGCGAUUAACCAAUCAGAUGCGUUCUAAGCCACUGCGAGGUUUGGUAGCGACAGUGGAAGUCAAAUCUGAACUUAGACCACCCAGAGGUAUGGCCUAUUCAAAAAAAUUAUUCCGAAAGUCGUAGGUUCGAUUCCGACCGUGGUCAGGCAUAUUUUUCAAGCUUGCCCGGUGUGGAUAUACACUCAGAGUAACAUCACAAACAUCACUCUAUCCAGUUCUAAUGUUCAGAGCAGUGGCUAAUACAUACUAAAACAUUGAAAUAAUUCUCAAUUCCUUAGGCCUAAAAGAGUGCACUCGGAGAAGCUCAAACUACCGAACCACGAAGAUGAUCCAUGCAUGGUUGAAAACCUGGCAGGCAGAUUAUUUCCCCAGUUAUCGCUCGAGAACCAUCGUUCUCCUAACGUCAGACUGACUUCGUUAACUAUAUUUGCAGGUAGCAAUUUUGUAGAACUACCCACGUUGGCAGUGGACAAUAACUACCCUCAGAUGUUGAGUCAAUUAGCGCAGGUCCUGUGAGUAGUACGUGAAAUAGUAGGAUUUAGCCAGUGAGCUCUACAUAUACUGGAGCGAGAGAACUUCAGUCAUUUGGCCUAUGAGAAAAGUGAAGACAAAGGCGGAAAUUCAUGUCCAAAAUCUAUAAAGGUUGUAAACAGUUUUCCGACACCAUUUUCUUGAACUGCCUGUGCCAGUGCAGGUAGUGCCAAUCUAUUUUGUUUUUCUAACGCAUCAUAUCGCUAAUCAAGUUUUCUGCAGUUCAUAAAACCAUAAUAUUAUUCCUUAAGUCGAAGUCAAAACACGAAAGUUCGGCACACUCCUUAAUGCAGUUUAGUGUCAACCGUGCAGACAAAAAUAACAGGAAGGGACUGGCACUAGACGUCACUGAAUUUCCGCCAGUAGCUCACUGGAUUUAGAUUAAUGCUAUAUUGCUGUGCUAAAAUAUUACGCUAGAGUCAAUAGCUCGAUCUUUGACAGAAAAAUUGAGCUGAAAAACGAUGAAGACGAACAACGUACGCGAGGGUGUAUCAUACUAAAAAUCUCGUGCACCCCUAUAACAGCCCUGAAAAUUCCUAAAAAUCUCUUCUUAUCCCUACAAAUCUCAAAAAAUCCUGAAAAUUUAUAUCGAAGAAUUCCAAAGCUAUAUCGUUAUAUCACGAGCGUUAAGGCCUGAUUCCACGGGCGUUUUCUUCGGCGGAAUGCGGAAAAUUCGCGCGAAAUGAAUUAGGUGAAUGCACAGUAAAAUUAGGCUUUGCGCCAAAAAAUUUCGCUUCACCAGUGAGUUGAAGUCAGUUCUACUCACUGCGAAAGCGGAAAAAGUGGGAAAAUUCAAUAGAAUCGCUCAUGUGCAACCAUCCGUAUUUCGCAGACACAAUUUCUCGCGAAGAAUUUCACCGUCGUGUGAUUCAGGCCUUAAGGGUUAGAGCGUUAGAUCAAAGAGAAACAUUCCUGCCUGUAGCGUAAAGGUAUUACAAAAAACAUUGAAAAAACGCUGGAAAAAUUCCAAGAGAUUUCCGAAAUUCCAAAAAUCUCGUGCACUUUUUUUGAGUGAUACACCUUCAAUGUUCCACAGAGAUUCGUCGUCACCAAUGAUCAGUUAGACCAGUUAUCCAACGAGCUGUCUUUUCUUUCAUACCAUCAAGUUGUCCAGACGAACCAUCGGUCCGUCAACAGCAUAAAUCGCGUCAUUAUACCACUAGACCCAUUGUGUGUGCAUUAUUCAGAGUAACCUAGUUACAGUCUUCACUGUAAAAAUACUGUACGUACAUAGUAUAUAUGUAAAAUAGAAAUCUUAAUAUAUUAUUAUUAAGCUUAUUGUUUCAAAGAAAACAAAUUAAAAUAUAAAACGAUCAAGUCUAUUUUUUGCCCUUUGUAUGCUUAUUGCAGAAC